GCUAGCCUGCCAUGUUUGCGGAAGUAUUUUAUUAUUUCACAAAAUCCUCAAACUCUGCAUCAGCAUCCCUUGCUCUCUGGCAUUCAUGUUUAUUGCUCCUCUGAAAACAAUAUGAAUCUGCCAAAGGGGCCGGAUUCUUUGUGUUUUGAUAAGGACGUGUUUAUGAAGGAUGACUUCGACGUGGACCAGUUCGUGGCUGACUGCAGGAAGCAUGUCCAGCUUGAAGAGAUGCGCGAGGACCUUGAGCUCUAUUACAAACUGCUCAAAACGGCCAUGGUUGAAUUAAUCAACAAAGACUAUGCAGACUUCGUCAACCUGUCCACCAACCUGGUUGGAAUGGACAAAGCCCUUAACCAGCUGUCUGUACCCUUGGGACAGCUGAGAGAAGAAGUCCUGAGUUUAAGGUCGUCUGUCAAUGAAGUGAUCCAGGCCAUAGACAACAAACUGUCUAAACAGGACGACCUGCAGAACAAGAAGAUAUGUGUUCUGAGACUCAUUCAAGUGGUUCGGUCCGUGGAGAAAAUCGAGAAAAUCCUUCACUCCCAGAACUCCAAAGACUCUACAUCCUUGGAGAUCAGCAGUCCUUUGUUGGCAGGUCAAAUCUUGGAGAGGAUCGCCACAGAGUUCAACCAGCUGCAGUUCCAUGCAGUCCAGAGUAAGGGCAUGCCUCUACUGGACAAAGUCAGACCUCGUAUAGCCGGCAUCACAUCCAUGCUGCAGCAGUCUCUGGAAGGUCUGUUGAUACAGGGCCUCCAGACGGCCAACAUGGACAUCGUCCGCCACUGUCUCAGGACGUACGCCACCAUAGACAAGACCCGCGACGCAGAGGCCUUGGUGGGACAGGUCCUGGUCAAGCCCUACAUGGACGAGGUGAUUGUGGAGCAGCUAGUGAAGUCUGGCCCCAGCGGGCUGCAGCAGAUGUUCUCUAAGCUGCUGGAGUUUGUCCCCCACCACUGCAGGCUGCUCCGGGAGGUGACAGGAGGAGCCAUCUCCAGUGACAAAGCAGACAUUGUGCCUGGCUAUGACUUCCUGGUUAACUCUGUUUGGCCAGAGAUCAUCAGAGCAAUAGAGGAGAGGAUAUCCUUCCUGUUCAACCCAGGAAACCCUGACACCUUCUAUGAGCGCUACUCUGUCACUAUGGAGUUUGUGCGGCGUUUUGAGCGUCAGUGCGGCUCUCAGGCCAGUGUGAGGAGACUGAGAGCCCACCCCUCCUACAUUAGCUUCCAUAACAAGUGGAACCUUCCGGUCUACUUUCAGCUGCGGUACAAGGAGAUAGCCGGGGGUCUGGAGAAUGCUAUAGCCGAUGGGCUAGAAGCAGCACCAGUGGGUAGCUCCUAUCACCUGCAGGUGUCCCAGGUGCUGUGGUCCAGCUUGGUCAGGUGCUGGGCUGACCGGGUCUACCUUUCCCCUCUGGCACACCGCUUCUGGAAGCUCACCCUGCAGCUCUACUCACGCUAUGCCAGGUUCCUCACAGAGGUGCUUACUAAAACCACGCCCCCUGAAGUAAAUAAAGACCCGGUGAGGCCCCUCCCUAGCUCCGCCUCCUCCACGUCCAGUCGCACAUCUCAGGAUGACGGAGGCAGCGAGAGUGGUAGCCCCGCCUCCCUCUCUACCAAACAGCUGGUCUACAUUGCGUCUGAUGUGGAGAAGCUACAGGAACAGAUCCCAGUGGUUUCAGAGAUGAUCAGGCAGAGAAUGGAAGCCAUCGGCUUCAAGAACUUCAUCAUCAUUGAAGAGGCGCUGCGAGACUCCCAGGCCAGCCUGUCGGGCUGCCUCCCCAGUCUGGACGCCAGGAUGACCCAGCACCUGACCGACCGCAGCUGUCGCUUCCUCAAGAGCGCCUCCGAGGUGCCCCGCCUGUACCGCAGGACCAACAAGGAAGUGCCCAGCCGAGCAUCAGCUUAUAUGGAUAACGCACUACGUCCGCUGCACCAGCUGCUUUGUGAUUCCAAAGACCUGGUCAAGCCCUCUGUGGCCCAGGGCUGGCUACGGGUCACCCUGUGUGACUGCACUCACAGGUACUUUGAGACCAUCUCGGACGUGCUGAGCUCGGUGAAGAAGAUGGAGGAGAGCCUGAAGCGCCUGAAGCAGGCCAGGAAGACGGCCCCCAGCAGCACCACGGCUGCCAACGGGGGACCCACCGACGACAGCAAGAUCCGCCUGCAGCUGGCGCUGGACGUGGAGUACUUGGGGGAGCAGAUCCAUAAGAUGGGUCUCCAGCCUGAUGACAUCACCAUGUUCUCCACUCUGAUGGAGCUGGUCCAGGGUGCCCGGGAACUGGCCUCCACGGAGACGUCUGGACCGUAACCGUAGCGAGCGUGCUGCUGUGCAUUUCAACAAUAUCAAAGUGCCUUCCUCUCCUCGUCUCCUGUAGAGGUCAGCUGUAGCGCUUCGAGACCACCACCCAGGAGAUGAUCACAUCAGUGUUGGCAAAGGAAGCAAGAAAAACAAUGGCACAAGAAGAAGAGAUGCAGUGUUUUUGUUUUCUGUUUCUGUUUACAGAUGGGCCAGUGUGUAGAAAGGACAUGGUAGAAAUAGUAGCCCCUGGGAAGGAGGCGUCUUUCACAACAUCAAGAUGUCUCCCUCUUAUCUGUUUUAAGUUAUGGAAUGUGGUUGUGGGAUAUCUGUAUGUAUGUUUGUAUGGUCAGGGAAGCUAGUUAUUUCAUCGCACUAAACGGACUGUUCACAAUGUUCAAGACCACGUUAUUGCUCUGUACUUCUCAGAUAAAGGGUGAAAGUAUAUGUGUAUAUAUCGACAUAUCUGUAGGAAUGAGGAAGGUAUUGUACAUUUUAAUUGAUUAAAGCGAUCAAUGUUUUAAUAA
Hypomesus transpacificus is the source of this 2822-nucleotide messenger RNA. RefSeq names its product component of oligomeric golgi complex 2 (gene cog2). Bases 112 to 2307 code for a protein of 731 amino acids. Lineage: Eukaryota; Metazoa; Chordata; Actinopteri; Osmeriformes; Osmeridae. The record is from RefSeq and is a predicted model, not a curated record. Gene Ontology annotation, cellular component: COG complex; membrane. Gene Ontology annotation, biological process: intra-Golgi vesicle-mediated transport; Golgi organization; protein transport. The transcript has 18 exons.